AUAGGCUCCGGGAUCACGUGAAUACGCAUAUGAAGAUCAAACCGCACGCCUGUGUGUGGCCCGGGUGUACAUACCGGUGCACUCUGAAGGGUAAUCUGAAUAAACAUAUGAGAGUUCAUCAGAAAUCAGAUACACAUCUCAAGACAUCGACAAUGGAGACAAUGUUGGAACAGCAGAGGAGAUACCACGAGGAGAGGGAACGGCUGGAGGAGGCGAUGGUUAAGGAGAAUAUGACCAAAAAGAGUUCUAAUAGGGAUCAAAUCAACUCCGACCACAGGCUGAAGAUACUGCUGGACCGCUACACUGAAUGCACGGAAAACCUUCUGGAGAUCUAUGAGGAUAAAGACGGCGCCCGAAAGGCCGAAGUGGACGCCAUGUCCGGACCCAACGAGUUCUCGGAGUUCUACUCGCGGCUCAAGAAUAUCAAAGAGUUUUAC
Oppiella nova is the source of this 437-nucleotide messenger RNA. The record is from the annotation of a GenBank genome assembly. NCBI's taxonomy places the organism in Eukaryota, Metazoa, Arthropoda, Arachnida, Sarcoptiformes, Oppiidae.